Cladophialophora psammophila CBS 110553 is the source of this 1335-nucleotide messenger RNA. RefSeq names its product protein btn1. NCBI's taxonomy places the organism in Eukaryota, Fungi, Ascomycota, Eurotiomycetes, Chaetothyriales, Herpotrichiellaceae. Gene Ontology annotation, cellular component: vacuole; membrane. Gene Ontology annotation, biological process: regulation of intracellular pH. The record is from RefSeq and is a predicted model, not a curated record. The transcript has 2 exons. The coding region runs from base 1 to 1335 and encodes 444 amino acids.
AUGGCACUGCCUCUCCCGGGCUCUCCUUCGUCUUCAUGGACGAUGUUCCUCGGACGCCUCAAGCAAAGCUUCAGCGGUGCUGACCCUAGGGUCUGUGUCGCUUUCUGGCUCUUUGGACUGAUCAACAAUGUCCUCUACGUGAUCAUCCUCUCCGCAGCCCUUGACCUCGUCGGUCCCGAUGUCCCCAAAGGAGUCGUCCUUCUUGCCGACGUGAUCCCUUCGUUCGGGGUCAAACUGUGCGCCCCGUACUUCAUUCAUGUCGUCCCCUACUCGAUCCGAAUCCUGGUCUUUGUGGCUUUGUCAGUGGUGGGCAUGCUGUUGAUCGCCCUGACACCCGGUUACACAGAUGGGGGAACAAUAACCACUAAACUGGCUGGGGUGGUUCUGGCAUCGCUGAGCAGUGGCGGAGGUGAAUUGAGCUUUCUAGGUCUCGUUCAUUACUACGGUCCUUUCGGGCUCGCAGCGUGGGGGAGUGGCACUGGGGGUGCUGGAUUGAUAGGAGCCGGAGCAUAUGCCCUCGCGACCACAACCCUCGGCCUCAGUGUCGGCACAACCUUAUUGGCUUCCGCCUGCCUACCAGCCGUUAUGCUGGUGAGCUUCUUCCUUAUCCUCCCUUUAGAGCCCCUCCGGUCACAAUCCAGGAGGCACCACCACGGCGGCAAUGCACUACUGUUCCGGGAUGACGACAAUGUCGACCAAGAGCAAAGAGAGGGGCUUCUUUCCUCGCCAGAUGCCGCUAAGCCGCCCUUUUCCAUAAAAUCCAAGAUGUCCGCUUGGUCAUUGUUCAAAUAUAAUUUGACCCGAGCCAAAGGGCUAUUCUUCCCAUACAUGCUACCCCUACUCAUGGUAUACGUGGCCGAGUAUACCAUCAACCAGGGAGUGUCGCCGACCCUUCUGUUUCCCCGCGAGAGGAGCCCUUUCAAACAUUUCCGAGCGUUUUACCCGACCUAUAAUGCGAUAUACCAAGCAGGGGUAUUCAUAUCUCGGUCCUCGACGCCCUUUCUCCGCAUUCACAAUUUAUAUCUGCCGUCGUUCUUGCAAGUGGUCAACUUGGUCAUCUUGACGCUACAUGCGCUGUUCGACUUCAUCCCAAACGUGUAUGUGAUCUUUGCAAUUAUUUUCUGGGAAGGCUUAUUGGGCGGCCUGGUCUAUGUCAACACUUUUGCGGAGAUCAGCGAAACGGUAUCCAAAGAGGACCGUGAAUUUUCCUUGUCGGCAACCACGGUGAGUGACUCGGGUGGGAUUUGUAUUGCCGGGUUCAUCGGCAUGGCGUUUGAAGUGUGGUUAUGCAACUGGCAGGUUCAACAUGGGAAAGACUAUUGCAAGAAGUUGUGA